This is a messenger RNA of Rodentolepis nana, 2211 nucleotides long. The record is from the annotation of a GenBank genome assembly. Lineage: Eukaryota; Metazoa; Platyhelminthes; Cestoda; Cyclophyllidea; Hymenolepididae.
AUGGUUCGAACAUCCAAGGAUGAAAAGCUUAAAGCUGGCGUCAAACGGACUCGUGGCAGGCCUCGCACUAAAGAACCUAGAAAUUCUCCACCAUCAAAGCGACAUAAGCUAUCAAAUAUUGGCUCUACAAAUGGCACGAAAUCGCCUCAAAAGGAGGGGAGCUUGAGCCCUAGUCAUCAAGAACCGCCUCAACUUGAACCAAUGCCUGCCGUGGAAGAAGAAGAUGGCAUUGACAUUCCAUUAGGUUACACUGGUCUUAAUUCAGUUGACGAGCAUCUUCUACCCGGAAAAUGUAUUGUUAUCUGCCCCCUUUCUUCAUGUCGCAAAAAGUACGCCAAUCCAAUCGACCUCGUCUCCCAUCUUCGAAAUUUUCAUGAAAAGGAUAAAUUUUCCUCCCUGAAAAUUUUCACUUGUCCCACUUGCUUAAAGACCCGUUUCAGUUCACAUACUACAAGCUCUGAUUUAACUCUUCUGUCUGAGCAUGCUGAGCGUUAUCAUGGACAAACUUUGAGCCAGAAUGACUUUGUUUACUUCUGUACCGUCGUAAUGGACAUCUUAACUGAUGACAAAGCUACUCAAAAGAGGGAAGAAAAUGAUGUCAAGCAAGAAUGUGUACCCAAUGAUCAAUGUCAAAAUUCCGAUACACUUUAUCAUCCCAUAUUUCCUUUGGUGCCUAAUUCUACAAUGGUCUCAGAUAAUAGCUCUGAAUCAAGUGCAAAUAAAGUUGCUCGAGUAAAUACAGACAGUCUGGGUUUGAGAAUACCCUCACAAACUGGACAUUUUAUUCAAAUAUCUCCCGUUACUCAAAGUCUACCCAACAAUGCUCCCGCAGCGGUAUCUGGUACAGCAGCACCACCGCCAUAUUUUGCUGCCCUGGCUGCAGUGGCAGGUCAAUUGCCCUCAGGAGCAUUUCUCCUCUCUUCAUCGUCCACUUCGAACCCCGUUGUCACGACGAAGGCAUCUGCUGAGCAACACAUUCUUAUUGCUCCUUCUUCGAGUAUUUGUACAUCUCCGUCAAAACCCCUUCCAGUGCUCAUUACGUCCUCUUCAGCCGUUGGCGAUACCAACCACACCGCCAGUAUCAGCAACAACCUUCAACCACCCCAAUCACCUACUGCCGCAGCUGCCAUAGCAACACUCAAGCAGCUCAUCCAAUCAGCUUCGACUACUCUGAAGCCCCACCAACACCAGGCACCAUCGCAAACCACUCCGGCCAUCACCUUGAGUAAUACUUCAUUCUUACCUUCUCCCUCUGCUCUUCCUCAAAUCACACCUUCCACCUCUCCUGUGACAAAAAUGGGUACAAGAUUCGAACAUCCUUCGUCGACUUCGAUUGGUUGUCCCCUUGCACAAGGCGGAGGCUCAUUGGUCACUUCUCCUGGGGCUGAAUUGGAAACAACAACGGACUUGAGCUCGUAUGCUUCAGCCAAUGCUGACCUUCUUACUCUCGCUCGUCUCUCUGUUAAUCAGGCUACUGCCGAUGCUCUAAAUAAUAGUGCCAACAACACAGCCACCACCUCCAAUUCUGCGAAUAAUCAGCAGAGUGCUGGUAGCGUGGUGGUUCAGGAGAGUACGACUCUAGUGAUGCCGCAACAAACAACCAGCCAAUUGCCCUCAUCUUCUUCAACUACGCCAUUGAGGAAUCGGCGGUUGCUUCCACGUAAAACAGCCCCACUCUCUCCUGCUCCAAUUUCAGUUGCUGGCCAGGCAAAUCAGCCUGUCAGCGCUGGCACCCAAGUUCCAAUUCGAAAACGCGUGGCCCUGCCUCCCCUAGCUGUUAAGCCUCCUAAAGAGGUGACACCAACACCUACCACUCUUGAUGGUACUACAGGGGCAUCAGUGGUGACAGCAGGGACAUGUGUUUCCGAGGAAGCACCUGUGAUGACAGCUGCUUUGAUUAAUCCCUCUUCGGCUGCUCCUAGCGCCGCCGCCGCCACCACCCUCAUUCCAUCAACUCUGAAUAACAUGCUGGCUAGAUCAAGACUACUGGCAAGCACUUCCACCACUUCUACGGCAACUUCAUUCAUCAACGUGCCGGUUCGACCUGUCAUCUCAGCUACCACCGCAUUGGCGGCGGCGGCGGCUGCUGCUGCCGUGGUGCCUUCUUCGACUUCCAACAAUACUCAGCAGUCCAGUAUUCCGCCCCCUUCUCAACACCUCAUACAACGCAUAUUGCCCACCAUUCGACCAAGUGAGUUUUUUGGGUGUUAG